AUGGCCUCCACGCGCGAGGAGCGGCAACAAAUGCGCCAGCGCGGAGCUGCGACGCGCAAAACCAAGGAGAUCAACUUUGGAUUUUCAUUUGGAGGACCAAGUUUUGGAUUCCCAGAGCCUGAACAGCCUGCUAUCGUAUCUGAGACCAUAAUACCGCCGCAAAUCGAACCUGCUCCCAUAGCUUCAACUCUCCCGCCCAGGAAGCUUCGUCGCAACCCCAGUCGCAGACAAAAAACCCUCAGCGCACACCAGGUAGUGCGCGUAAUAAUCGCCCGCAGCGUCCUUCUGCAUAUGAAAUACCACCUGACGAUGUUCCCGAGCAAAUUCGCAGUAACAAGCGGCGAAAGAUUAAUCCCCCCUAGCGCGAAAAAAGACACACCUUCUUCACAAAUUGUUGAAGAUACCUCGCAUGGCAACUUCCCACCUACAGCGAACUCCUCAGAAAAACAAGCCGGGCGCGCGAAAGCCCCAACGGAGACACCCCAGCAGGAAACCGCGGACAAUGUGCCUGUGAUACCAUCUCCACCUGUUCCAGAGACGCAUGUGCCUGAGAGAACCGAAGAGGCUGGAACAUCGACUGUCAAUGGAAAAGAGAUAGAGGCUCCCACUCCCGAUAUAGCACCCAGCCGGACCCGAUCAUCAAAGUCCAGAUCCCCGCAGAUCGAAGCAGCAGUUCAACCCAAUGAGCCAUCGUCAAGGAAGCCGCGGAAAUCCAAAUCGCCCAUCCAACCCGACCAAGAAACUGCAGACAACCAGCCAGAGCAAGCUCCGCGGAAAUCUAUAUCGCCUCGGACCAAGAGGGGGAAACAGCCUAAGUCAAAUGCGCAAGAAACGCCUAGUGAUUCUGCAGAGGCGCCGGAGGCUAGCCACGCCCCUACGGCAAAUUCUACAGUCGGUCUCGAUGCAUCUGAUGUUGCCGUAAAUGGCAAGCGGAUACGCGCAAAGGCGGCCACAGGGAAGAAAGUUGCGAGAGAAGUGGCGGCUCAGGUCAAUGGCAAUCGCUCCAAAUCACCAAGCACAGAGGAGGCGUUGCCGGAUACUGCAUCUGAGUCUCAAGAUCAACAAGAUCAGCCAGCCCAGCCCAGCAAUAUCGCCAAAGGCAAGCGCCCCCAUAGAAAACCUUCCCCUGCGAAGGAUUCAAAUGAUAUCGAGACAGAAUCACAAUCUCAGAGCCCAGUGGAUCCUGCACCCACUGCCGGUGAAUCAUCUACAACAGGUGUACGCCAAACGCGGAAGCCAGCAAAGAGGAAGAAGACCCAGCCUGAACCUGAGCCCAAUCCCGGGGUUGACGAAGAACCAGAGGCGGAAUCUGGAAAGUCGAAGUCCCGCAAAGAGCCAGAGGAAGAGGCGCCCCAGGAGCUGGAACGAGCGAUGGAACCUGAACCACCAAAACAGCGUCGCGGCCAAGGAAAGAAAGCCAACCGAAGAACAAGAACAGAAGCAUCUCCGACACAAGAGCUACCAGAGGCAGAGGCCGAAACAUCACGCCCGACACAGCGAAAGCCAAGGGAACCUCGUGGAGAGACUGUUCCUGUUACCAUUCAUCGACUUGUUAAUGCCUCUGCACUGGGCGCCUUUGAUAUUUCUGCCAAUGACCCUGGAGAGGAAGGAGACAGGCCUACCGAUGAGUCCUCAAAUCACCAGAAGGCCAAGCUUCCAAAUCGCGGAGGGGUCAAUCCCGCCGAUGUCUUGAGCCAGAUUUGUCGCGAGACCUUAGAAAAGACCCUGACGACGCUGAAGACUGGAAUUGAGAACGAAACAAACGCCGCGCGGCGUGCUGAAUGGUCACGCAAACGCAAAGCCGUCGAAACCUUUGGCGUGGAGCUGGACGGCCGCCUAUUAGACUUGAGUGAAAUUUUGGACAGCAAUUUCGUGCUUGGUGUGCAACUCAAGAAGGCGAAGCGCGACAUGAUGGAAAUGCGGAGCCACUUACAUCAGGUGCGGCGGGAGCGAGAAGGUAUAGCUCUACAGAUGGACCGGGUGCGCAGCAGGCACAUGCAGAAGGAGAAUGAGAAAACGACACGUUCUACUAUCAACAAUUCCAUCCACAGCCUCGAGCUUGCACUCGACCGCAGCCAAUAUCGUGGGUCACCAUCGACCGAGCCAUCUUCCACGGAGCUCGAAUUCUUACUACGGAGUGUGGCUGAGGAAGUAAGCUGCCGCGCCCCUGGAUCACAAGGUGGUCUUCUCCACCAAAUCCAGAGUUUCAAUGCGCAACUAGAAUCGACGGCACGACAGCUGGAGAGAUCGUGA
Molecule: messenger RNA, 2253 nt
Organism: Penicillium cosmopolitanum
Lineage: Eukaryota; Fungi; Ascomycota; Eurotiomycetes; Eurotiales; Aspergillaceae
Exons: 6
Coding region: 1-2253 (750 amino acids)
Source: RefSeq, a predicted model, not a curated record